AGUCAUGGACUCGUGUCGUGUCCAAGUCGAGCAGUUUCUGGACUGGAAUGCAGUCUUCCCUUUCCCCAGGCCCACCACAACUACACAAGGCCCUGCGAUUCUUGUUCACAAAGUCUUUGAUCUGAACCCUUCCAGGUGAAAAAAAGAAGAGAAGAACGACGGUUCAAACAGAGCAAAUCGUUUUGCUAGUGCUUGAGCGUUCAGCGGCGAACCCGGCCACGGCUUCGCUUGCUGUGGGAAUUCCUGAAGAGAAGCAUGGCAUUUUUGCUAGCCGGUGGAAAAAGCGGCAGUAGCAGUGGAGAGCCAGUCGCCAAUCUCCUGUCGCAGUUUGGGCUUCCAGUCAGUGAUCAUACUGUGAAGCUCGCCGAGGCGUUUGCCGACUAUGCCUGGGCAUCUGACACCAAGGGAGGGAAGGAGGCUGCCGAAUACCUGGCUGGUAUGCGUAUCCUGGGCCUGCUCUUUAGCCAGUUAUCGGGUGGCGAGGAUGACGUGCACAAGCUCAAGCUCAUCUACUUGCUUCGUGUUGAAACUAUGAAGUCGAUCACCGAUUACGUUAAUUCUCAUGCGCGUACACCGAAGGCGGAACUGGAAAAUGAGGUUCAGCGCAGGCUUGCUGUAUUUGCGCAGCAGGUUUUACUCAUCGAUGAGGGAAUAAUCAAAUGGAAAGGUGGCGCUGAUGGCGGUGGAGCUGGAGAACUUAAUCUGCCGAAGGGUGGACCUGGUCCUGCGGUUCCUCCUGCCGCUGGAGGUGGUGGAGGUAGGCAUGCGCCCGCGUCUGGACGCGGAACACAGCGCACAGCACCAGCGUCUAAGCCAGCGGCAUCUAAGCCAGUCGAGAAAUCAAAGCCAGAGAAAAGUGGCGGUGGAUUAUUUGAUGGAAUUUUUGGAUCUAAGUCAUCAUCAGACACCACUGAUUCUAGCAGAUCGAAACAGCAAGCAGCACCUAAAGCCAAAACCCAGCAACCACCAAGGGACUCAAGUGCUGGCUCAAGAUCCAGCUCGAGGGCAAGUCGACAGGAACCAGCACCUGCACCAAAAGCUGCCGAUCCGAAACCGGCAAGGCAAGUUGCAGCAACACCGAAAGCUGUACCGGCGCCAGAGCCAGCAGCACCGCCACCUAAACCAGAGCCUGUCCAUGUCACCGUCCCUGUCAGGGGUGUUCACCCGACCGUGCUCCCGUCAUCCAGCUUUGACGUUGCAGCCGACGUCGAGGCGUUGCGAAAAGCCAUGAAGGGAAUGGGUUGUGAUGACAAGGCAAUCAUCAAUGUGCUAGCCUAUCGGUCCAACGACCAGCGGCAAGAGAUCUGUAAAAGAUUCAAAGCGGCACAUGGCAAGGAUCUACCAAAUGAACUUGAGGGCGAGCUGCGUGGCAGCAUGGAGGAUGUUGCCUUGGCGUUGGUCAAGACUGCGUACGAAUAUGAUGCAUACCUGCUACGCAAAGCAAUGAAGGGCUUGGGUACGGAUGAAGCAGUACUCAUUGAGAUCAUGGCAUCCCGCUCAUCGUCUCACCUAGAAGGUGUGCAACAGUGCUUCCAGCAAAUGUAUGGAAAGGACCUCCUGAAGGAGAUGAAAUCCGAGACGUCUGGCGACUUCAAGGCAUUGCUAGCUGCCCGCUUGACGGUGAAGCGGUCAGACGAUGGCAAAAUUGACCUGACUGCGGCAAGGGAGGAUGCACAGGCACUUUAUGCAGCUGGCGAAGGUAAAAGAGGAACCAACGAGGCAAAGUUUGUGCAGGUGUUCUCGACGAGGAGCAGUGCCCACCUCCGUGCUACAUUUGACGAGUAUGACAAGAUGUCCAAGAAAACAAUGGAGCAAGCCAUUGAUAGUGAAACAUCUGGAGAUUUCUGCUCUUUGCUGACUGCGAUUGCAAAAUGCGCACGAGAUACCCAGGCCUACUUUGCAGAGCUACUGUACACGUCUAUGAAGGGCAUGGGUACGAAUGACGACCUGUUGAUCCGAUGCGUCGUUAGUCGUUGUGAAGUCGACAUGGUCGAGAUCAAGCAGUCCUAUCAGCAAACGUAUGGCAAGACACUGAAGGCCGACAUUGAGGGUGACUGUAGUGGUAACUACAAACGCUUCCUUCUGGCGUUGAUUGACGAAUGAUGCACUUUCAAGCACUUGCGUAAAGUUGACCUACAAAUCUGAACCUAAUGCUGCAUUACUUACUCCAAGCAACAAACUCGCAAUUUGCUGUGUUUACUGCUCACCCAUGUAUUUCAUGCAGUACGCGUAGCUGCUUCGAUUAUUCCGAGCCACCAGUUGUAAUUCAGGUUAUUCGGAGUAUUAAUACAGGUCUGUAGAGCAGACAUUAUUCUACAUGUAUCCUGACAUCAGUAAACUGUCAGGCCAGAGUUUCUCCAGCAGCUGUUGUGUUGCGUCAAACUUGGACAUCAAUAUUUCCUCAUCUGAACUGUAUCUGCGGCCAUGAGUAUCUAAAUGCGCAUGCCUGGUUGCCCAGGCUGAGUGUCCACUCAUGCUGUUAGGACGUGUGCGGUGGACCUCAUGUCCUCUUAGCUUCAGCUCAUAACUGCUGUCAGCGCUUACUGUGGUGUCAGCAUUUUACUAGUUCCGAUGCUUUGUCCAUCAUCCCGUUUAGCCGUCAUGUUCCGCAACGUGUAUUAUUACUCUCCAUCCUAUCUGGAAUAGGUUAUGUUACUCUUGUGUAUGUGUGUAGGUAGGUCGAGUUCAUUUUUAGCUUCGGGUUAUUUUUUAGCUUACCGUUUAGAGAGUUAUCCCGUUCUCUUUGUCAAAUUUUUAGCUCAUUUUAUUUUUAGUGUUUCUUCACUUGCAUUUCGCCCUUCUGCCACUGCAACUUUCUUGUGUGGCUGUGUGCAGCCGCACUGUAGAAUUUCAAAACGUCGAAGCUCCAA
Sycon ciliatum is the source of this 2870-nucleotide messenger RNA. Its product is annotated as annexin A4-like. The record is from RefSeq and is a predicted model, not a curated record. Gene Ontology annotation, cellular component: cytoplasm. Lineage: Eukaryota; Metazoa; Porifera; Calcarea; Leucosolenida; Sycettidae. Gene Ontology annotation, molecular function: calcium ion binding; calcium-dependent phospholipid binding. Bases 256 to 2103 code for a protein of 615 amino acids. The transcript has 18 exons.